Scomber scombrus (Atlantic mackerel) is the source of this 3691-nucleotide messenger RNA. It is a transcript of the gene polr3e, whose product is annotated as polymerase (RNA) III (DNA directed) polypeptide E. NCBI's taxonomy places the organism in Eukaryota, Metazoa, Chordata, Actinopteri, Scombriformes, Scombridae. The coding region runs from base 190 to 2262 and encodes 690 amino acids. The transcript has 21 exons. Gene Ontology annotation, biological process: DNA-templated transcription. Gene Ontology annotation, cellular component: nucleus; RNA polymerase III complex. The record is from RefSeq and is a predicted model, not a curated record.
GGAGUCAACAUGGUACCGACAGUGACUGACUGCAGCUGUGUUAGCAUUAGCAGGAGUUAACACACUCCUUCUGUUUCUCGGCGUGCUACAUUUUUUGGGGACUGAAGUGUGCAGGUUGGAUCUCACAGAUCUACUGCCGCUCCUCUCCUGUUUCAUCUCCUCUCCCCUGCUUGCUCUGAUCACAUCAAUAUGGCCAGCGGGGAUGAUGAUGACCCCAUUAUAGAAGAGAUUGAUGUGUAUCUUGCCAAAAGCCUUGCAGAAAAGUUGUAUCUUUUUCAGUACCCUGUCCGACCCUCCGCUAUGACCUAUGAUGAUGUCAACCACUUAGCUGCUAAGAUCAAACCCAAACAGCAAAGGGUGGAGCUGGAAAUGGCCAUCAACACAAUGAGUCCAAACUACUGUCGCAGCAAAGGAGAGCAGAUUGCUCUGAAUGUGGAUGGCACCGCCUAUGAUGAAACCAACACAUAUUCAGCUAAAGUGAUGGACAAACAGACGUUUUCCUCCAUCCAAGCCACCACCAACACCUCCAGAUAUGCUGCUGCUGUUUUCCGCAAAGGUGAGCUUCAUGUCACACCUCUGACGGGAAUCCUCCAGAUGAGACCCAGCUUCUCUUACCUGGACAAGGCUGAUAACAAAACCAGAGAGAGGGAGGCAGCUAAUGAAGGUGGAGACUCCUCCCAGGAUGAAGCUGAGGAGGAAGCCAAAGCCAUUACGGUGAGGUUUGCUCGUCCCGAGUCGGAGCAGGCCCGGCAGAGGAGGAUCCAAUCCUAUGAGUUCCUCCAGAGGAAGCAGGCAGAGGAGCCCUGGGUUCACCUGCACUACCACGGUGUCAAGGAUAGCCGUUCAGAGCAUGAAAAGCAGUACCUCUUCUGCCAGUCAGUGGACGCAUCACAGAACACCGAACUGGUCAAAACUCCUAAGGAGUAUCUCGCAAUGCUGAUGCCACCUCUCGCAGAGGAAAAAGUUGUAAAGCCUGUAGGACCGAGUAAUGUGCUUUCCAUGGCUCAACUCCGUACUCUGCCGCUGGGUGAGCAGGUCAAGACCCUGAUGAAGAACGUCAAGGUGAUGCCAUUUGCGAACCUGAUGGGCCUGCUCGCCUCUGGCACAGACUCGACCGCAGUGAUGCGCUGCAUCCAGCAGGUGGCUCUGCUGGUUCAAGGGAACUGGGUCGUCAAGAGUGAUGUUCUGUAUCCUAAAAACACCUGCAGCCCUCACAGUGGUGUCCCUGCUGAAGUGCUCUGUCGUGGCAGGGACUUUGUGAUGUGGAGGUUCACUCUGGAGCGCUCUUUGAUGAGAAAGGAGAUUGCGUCCAUCAUCAAACUUCCUCCAGAGGAUGUGAAGGAGUUCCUGGAGCAUGUGGCAGUGCCUCGGAUAAACCGGGGCUGGGAGUUCCUGUUGCCUACUGAUGUAGACUUCGUUAAGAAACACCAAGAUGUUGCCCACAGGCAACACAUGCUGUGGCUUGGCAUCCAGAGCAAGUUGGAAAAGGUCUUUAACUUCUCUAAAGAAGACUUCAUGCCAAAGAAUUCCCCUCAGCCUGAACCUGUUCAUGUCAGCGGGGAGCAACGCCUGAAGAUGGCUCAAGAUCGUGCACAAGAAAAACAGUCGUCCCUACAAAAGGACCUGGACUCCAAACGAGCGGUCCACAUCAAACAAGAACCCGUCAGUGACAGGGAAGACGAACCCAUGGACACCUCCUCUCCCCCUUCCUCCUCCUCCAUCCCCAACGGUUCUAUCAAUGGUUAUCCCACUGCCACCUCCCCCAGCUUCGAUCACACUAACGGUAACGGAGGGAGUCCCACCAACACGCCUUCCCAAGAGCUGCAAGACUUUGUGAUCAAGACUUUCAGGAAGCAUUUUGUACUGACGCUGAACGAGUUUAAGAGGCUAUUUAACCUCCACCUGGCUUCCAUGCCGGCGGGGCACAGUGUCUUUCACUCCAUCUCGGACCGCAUGCUACAGGAAGCUGUACUGUCCUGCCAGUGCAAACAGAUAAUGGUGCCUUUUCCUGCUCAGAGCACAGCGUCCCCUGAUGAACAGAAGGUGUUUGGUUUGUGGGAGACUGGAGAGGAAUUCGACAAGCACCGCCGGCUGCUGUUUGACCUGUUCACAAAGAACUACCGUGUCAGGAGGAAUAUUGUACAAGCAAGACUAGCAGAGGAGCUUGGAGAUGUCUCCAAGCCUGAAAUUGACCGGCUGCUCAAGGAGUGCUGCAGCAGCCACGCAGGGAUGUGGUACCUCAAGGGAACAAUACAGUCCUGACACUGAGAGCCUGCCCCCUGCGGUCACCGUCAGCCAAUCAAAUCCUCUCCCAGGUGGUCCCGUGGGAGGGCAGUCACGAGAUGAGAGCCAAUCACAGCUCGCCCAGCUCUGAGGUCCGGGGCGAUCGGAGGACAAAGAUGUCAGCCGUCUGCUCAGAACGCGAAGCUGAAGCAUUUCGGACAUUAACACAAGCACUCUGAUGCAGCGCAAAGGACAAACUCCUCUCACACUCACACACUGACAGCUGGAGCGUGAGCAGAAAAAAAAUGAAUAUUUAAAAAUAAAAAAAAGUGAAGAAAUAGCGAGAUACAUAUACGGUUUAUCAAUAGAUUUUGGAUCUCUGGCUUCAUGUUUGAUGAACUUUAUUUUUGAAGUAAGCUUUUACCAGAGCAGGAUGGUGUUUACUAUUGAAAACAGCUGCGGUUCAGACUGCUUUCAUUUUACCUCCUGAUGUUUAAAAAAAAAUAAAUUAAAAUUAAAAAAAUGUAUCUUUGCUUUUUACGUUGUCACCAACUGAGCAAACAUUGUUUUUUAAGGCCUUGUGGGUAGAAAACCCUCAAAAGAGCAAACCUUAUUUCCUUUUUCAUCCAUUAACUUAACAAAAUGUGACUUGGUUAAAGAUUAUCAAACGAAUACAGUAUUUAUUUCACCAACCAAUUCAACACACAAUGGCUUUAACGAUGGAUGCAAAUGUUUAAUUUAAAAUGUUGAGUCAACAUGUGGGGGGAAGAAAAACAUCUUAUGAUGCAAAAAAGCCCUAAUUGUCACUGUGCUCAUGUUGUGGAUUGAAAUCACUUUGUCUGGCAAUCAUGGACCUGGAAAACAGUUACAUCUAAUGUGGCAUUUCCCACAAUUCUCUAUUAUUCAGUCUAAUGUGUAGUGAAAUAACAAAUUGGAGAAGAAAAGGAUUAAAUGGCUUGAAGUUGAGGUUUUGUUUUUCUCGGUUGGAUGUACAAAGUUUCAAAUGGUUUUCCUUAUGAGAGAAAGUAGAGUGACUGAUUUUGUUAGCCAAUAAAGAUGCAAUUCGGAGAGAAGUUGUCAUAUUUUUAUCACAAAUGUCAGGAUUUAAUCCAUUAUAUUGUAAAAGAAAAAAAAGAAAGGAAAAAAGGAGCUGGAACAGAUUCAUUCAUUAUUCAAAGUCGAUAGGAUGAAUUGUGGGUGAUGGGGGAGGUGUUGCUAUGGAUAUGUUGGUGUUUUGCCAUGUGCUGCUAUCUUGAGCCUCCAUAUAAAGUGCCUCUGCCUCAUAAGGCAUUCAGGACAAACUCCCACCUGCUCAUAAAUGCCAUUACAAAGACUAUAAUGCUUUGAUUCUCAUUGAAGUACUUUAAGACCUUUAUGAGUGGAAAUGUAAAUAAAGGCUUAAUCAGUAAUGACACUUGCAAGUUUUUUUUUCCAUCGGUUACUUUGCUCAAUAAAUAUUGUAAUGUCU